Thamnophis elegans (Western terrestrial garter snake) is the source of this 1004-nucleotide messenger RNA. It is a transcript of the gene UFC1, whose product is annotated as ubiquitin-fold modifier conjugating enzyme 1. The transcript has 6 exons. Lineage: Eukaryota; Metazoa; Chordata; Lepidosauria; Squamata; Natricidae. Gene Ontology annotation, biological process: protein K69-linked ufmylation. Bases 30 to 524 code for a protein of 164 amino acids. The record is from RefSeq and is a predicted model, not a curated record. Gene Ontology annotation, cellular component: cytoplasm. Gene Ontology annotation, molecular function: UFM1 conjugating enzyme activity.
CAGCCUUCCUUCUUUCUCCCUGAGUAAAGAUGGCGGACGAGGCGACCCGGCAGGUAGUAGCUGCGUUGCCGUUGCUGAAAACCAACGCCGGUCCGCGGGAUAAGGAGCUGUGGAUCCAGCGGCUGAAGGAGGAGUACCAAGCGCUCAUUAAGUAUGUGGAGAACAACAAGAAUGCCGAUAACGAUUGGUUCAGAUUGGAAUCUAACAAGGAAGGUACCAGAUGGUAUGGGAAGUGCUGGUACAUCCACAAUCUCUUGAAAUAUGAAUUUGCGGUUGAGUUUGAUAUUCCAGUUACUUAUCCAACUACGGCACCAGAAAUCGCUAUUCCAGAACUGGAUGGCAAAACAGCCAAAAUGUACAGGGGAGGCAAGAUAUGCCUGACGGACCAUUUCAAACCCUUGUGGGCUCGGAAUGUACCCAAAUUUGGACUAGCCCACCUCAUGGCUUUGGGGCUGGGACCAUGGCUGGCUGUAGAGAUUCCUGAUCUGAUAUCCAAGGGAUUGAUUGAACACAAGGACAAAUGAAGGCCCUAUCUCACUGAUUCUCUUAAGACCCUCCAGCACGCGGAUCCGAGAUAUUGACUGUCAUAUAUUUCUGUGUCUUAAUUUCUCUCUUGUGGAUUGCUAGCAAAAUUGUGCGUUGUGUCUCUGUAACGAAACAAACAGGGAGGAAAAAAAACCCUGCUGAUCUGUUACCAUUAUUUGGAGUUCACCGAGACGGAUAUGACUCUGUUUAUUUAUUUAAAGGAAAGUACCAGCAUGCCAAUUUUUCAGAGCGCUGGAGACCGCCUUACAUGCCGCUUUUUUUGAAAGUUGUUUUAAAAGUUUAUUGAAAACACAGAAUGCAAAGAACUUAAAACAAGACAGAACGGAUUGACCUCUGCAAUGCAGAGAAAUGUCUCAAGGUUUUCUUUCAAUUUAUGCCAUUAUAAAAAUAGCUGGAUUGUACAAAACGCCCGUGAUCUCAUUUCUGAUUUGCAAAUAAAUUCUUUGGCCUGUAGCUGG